This is a messenger RNA of Guillardia theta CCMP2712, 825 nucleotides long. RefSeq lists its product as hypothetical. NCBI's taxonomy places the organism in Eukaryota, Cryptophyceae, Pyrenomonadales, Geminigeraceae. The coding region runs from base 1 to 825 and encodes 274 amino acids. The transcript has a single exon. The record is from RefSeq and is a predicted model, not a curated record.
AUGACCGAUACCUCCAAGUCGCUCGACGAACUGACAGUCAAGAAGCGAGAGCUGCCUCGUACCAACAUCCAGCUGGAUGCGAACAUGGUGAGGGGCAGGCUGUCGCAUGCCAAGAGCGCGGAUGAGAUUCUCGCUCGCCAGCGGAGGAGGGCCCCGGUGAGGAUGAAGAGGUUCUACACCACAGAGCUGGACACCGACUUCUUCAAGGCAAGCUUCGACUCCUACGUCGUGUCGAGGACGGUGAAGAAGAAGGGAGGAGGGGACACGGGACCGGACGCUGAGUGCGGGGGGCUACGACUCGGGCUCAGAGAGUGCUUUUGGAUCAACAAGCAGGUGUACGAGGGGACGGGCAGCAGCAAGAGGCUGGACGAGAAGCAUCUGCUCUACCUCGGCUCCCGCGACGGCUUCUUCAACGCUUCCUUCCAUAGGGCUGUGGACCUCAAGGGCCCGACUCUGACCGUCGUGCUCCUCGCCAACGGCAGGAUGUUCGGAGGCUUCUCCUCCCUCUCCUGGCGAUCCAGCAGCCGCGGGCAGUUCCAUGAGGACCCACUUGCCUUCCUCUUCGUCCUCAGCGACGGUCAGAGCAAGAAGCCUCCGGUGAAGCUCUCGCAGAGGAGCACGAGUUCGCAUGCUGUCUUCCACGACCCUGACCUCGGCCCCUGCUUCGGUCGAGCUCUUGCGCUGCAGCUCGACGUCCUCGCCCUCUCCUCGAGCGACGUCUCCCCCAGCUCCUACCGUAUUCCUCCUGGAGCCAGCCUGCCCUUCUCGCUCGCAGGAACCAAGUCAGGAUGGGACGUGAAGGAGGUGGCAGUGUGGCGGGUGUGA